Messenger RNA from Candoia aspera, 2236 nucleotides. RefSeq names its product tyrosine-protein kinase ZAP-70. Bases 200 to 2029 code for a protein of 609 amino acids. The record is from RefSeq and is a predicted model, not a curated record. Gene Ontology annotation, cellular component: cytoplasm. The transcript has 13 exons. Gene Ontology annotation, molecular function: non-membrane spanning protein tyrosine kinase activity; ATP binding. NCBI's taxonomy places the organism in Eukaryota, Metazoa, Chordata, Lepidosauria, Squamata, Candoiidae. Gene Ontology annotation, biological process: protein phosphorylation; intracellular signal transduction.
UGUCUCUAACUGCUUGGGCACCCAAACGCCUGCUGUUCUGCUGUGGGACAGAGAAGGCCUUUAAUUGCAUGUUCUUUAUUUAUUUGUUUUGUGAGAAGAAGAAAAAGUCUGAAGGAAGGCCUAUUCCAUCUCCCCAUUCUCUGAAUCAGACGUCUCCUAAGUACGGCACCAUCGUGGUGGAACCAGGAACGCUCUCCAAAUGCCCAAUCCAGCUGCCCAUUUGCCUUUCUACUAUGGCAGCAUCUCCCGAUCAGAUGCCGAGGACCACCUCAAACUGGCAGGGAUGUCCGAUGGGCUAUUUUUGCUGCGGCAGUGCCUCCGCAAUCUUGGGGGCUUUGUCCUCUCUGUGGUGUCCAAACUCCAGUUCUACCAUUAUCCCAUUGAGCGUCAGAUGAACGGCACCUUUGCCAUCGCUGGAGGGAAGGCACACUGCGGCCCCGAAGAGCUCUGUGAAUUUUAUUCGAAGGAUGCAGAUGGACUUUGCUGUACUUUGCGGAAGCCUUGCAACCGCCCAAAUGGCCUGGAACCCCAGCCAGGGAUUUUCGACAACAUCCGGGAGAACAUGGUCCGCGAAUACGUCCGGCAGACAUGGAACUUGGAAGGAGAGAAUCUUGAACUAGCAAUCAUAAGUCAAGCACCACAAGUGGAGAAACUGUUGGCCACCACUGCUCACGAGAAGAUGCCUUGGUAUCACGGCCCCAUCUCCCGAGAGCAAGCUGAAAGCCGGCUGUACUCAGGAGCACAGCCUGAUGGGAAAUUCCUGAUGAGACAAAGAAAAGAGGAAGGGAGCUAUGCCCUUUCCCUUGUGUAUGGAAAGACCGUUUAUCACUAUCGAAUAGGACAAGGAAAAUCAGGGAAAUACUCCGUGGAAGAAGGAACCAAGUUUGAUACUCUAUGGCAGCUGGUCGAGUAUCUCAGACUCAAACCAGAUGGCCUUAUCUAUUAUCUGAAGGAGAGCACCCAAAAUCCUGAAAUGCAGUCAGCAGCUGCUACUCCAACGCCUCCAGCACAUCCAUCUACAUUGGCUGCUCGGAGAUUCACAUCUCAGAACUCAGAUGGAUACACACCAGAGCCCAUUGGAGCAGGAAAGAACACUCGGAUCUUGCCCAUGGACACAUCAUGUUAUGAAAGCCCAUACAGUGAUCCUGAAGAGCUCAAGGACCGGAAGCUGUUCUUAAGAAGGAGCAGUCUGAUCAUAGAUGAAGUUGACCUGGGAGAGGGGAACUUUGGGUGUGUCAGGAAAGGAGUUUACAGAAUGAGGAAGAAGCAAAUUGAUGUGGCCAUCAAAAUGCUAAAACAGGGCAAUGGGGUGGCACAGCAGGAUGAAAUGAUGAAGGAGGCCCAGAUUAUGCACCAGCUUGACAAUCCUUACAUUGUCCGUCUCAUUGGAGUCUGUCAAGCGGAAGCCCUCAUGCUCGUGAUGGAGAUGGCAUCGGGUGGCCCUCUGCACAAGUUCUUGUCUUCCAAGAAGGAUGAAGUUCCUGUGAAUAAUGUGGUCGAACUGAUGCAUCAGGUGGCCAUUGGAAUGAAGUAUCUGGAAGAAAAGAACUUUGUCCACCGGGACUUGGCUGCUCGAAAUGUGUUGCUUGUCAACCAGCAUUAUGCUAAGAUCAGUGAUUUCGGGCUUUCCAAAGCUUUGGCAGCUGAUGACAGCUAUUAUAUGGCCAAGACCACUGGGAAGUGGCCGUUGAAGUGGUACGCACCUGAAUGCAUCCUGUUUCGGAAGUUUUCAAGCAAGAGUGAUGUCUGGAGCUAUGGGGUGACUAUGUGGGAAGCCUUCACUUAUGGUCAGAAACCCUACAAGAGAAUGAAAGGACCUGAAGUCAUGGCAUUCAUCGAGGAAGGGAAGCGCAUGGAAUGUCCAUCAAGCUGUCCCCCGGAGAUGUACAAGCUGAUGAAUCUAUGUUGGACUUACAAAUGGGAAGACCGCCCGAACUUUGCUGCCGUGGAGACACUGAUCCGCACGUAUUACUACAGCAUUGCCGACAAGAAGGAACAGAAGCUGGGGGAAAAAAUGACGGCGGCAUAGUGAUGGAGCCCAUGAAAAUGGGUAGAAGGCAGACAUGCCACUCAUGUGCCCAUCGCCUUUAGCCAGCUUCAGUCUUUCUGAAGGGAUGAUGAGCUGCAGAGUGGAUUUCCUUACAGAUCCCAUUUCUUCAUUCGUUUGAAGAAUCUCCCUCUUUCUCCCUCUUUGGUUAUCCGGGACAGCAGGACGGCCACAGCUAUUUGAACUGUG